Molecule: messenger RNA, 2313 nt
Organism: Rhopalosiphum padi (bird cherry-oat aphid)
Lineage: Eukaryota; Metazoa; Arthropoda; Insecta; Hemiptera; Aphididae
Product: ATP-dependent DNA helicase PIF1-like
Exons: 1
Coding region: 1-2313 (770 amino acids)
Biological process (GO): DNA repair; telomere maintenance
Molecular function (GO): DNA helicase activity
Source: RefSeq, a predicted model, not a curated record
AUGGCUGUGAUUGGAAUUGGUGCAGAGAAUUCCAAUGAUGAAGUUACCCAAUACCAAAUGGGCCGCUAUGUCAGUAGUAAUGAAGCAGUUUGGCGAAUAUUUUCUUUUCCUAUUCAUGAGAGACACCCUUCUGUUGUUCACUUAGCUGUGCAUUUAGAAAAUGGACAAAGAGUGUAUUUUACAGCACAGAACGCAGUACAAAGAGCUGCUCAGCCACCAUCUACUACAUUAACCAGUUUUUUUGAGACAAGCCAAAACGAUGAUUUCGCACAAACAUUGCUAUAUUCUGAAAUGCCAAAAUAUUAUACCUGGAAUCAAUCCUCAAGGAGAUUUAUACGACGGAAACAAGGAAAACCAGUUCCAGGAUAUACAGAUGUAUAUUCCACCGAUGCGAUUGGCCGGAUUUAUUCAGUACAUCCAAGCAAUGAUGAAUGUUUUUAUUUACGACUGCUAUUAGUCAAUGUACGUGGCCCAACAUCAUUCCAACAGUUACGAACUGUUGAUGGUGAAUUGUGUGGAUCCUACAGAGAAGCCUGUCAACGUUUGCAAUUGCUUGAAAAUGACGCUCAUUGGGAUCAAACUCUCAAUGAUGCUGUAAUAUCAUCACACGCUCAUCAAAUACGAACAUUGUUUUCUAUAAUCAUACCUACAUGCUUCCCAUCAAACCCAAUUGAUUUGUGGAUCAAGUACAAAGAUUAUAUGUGUGAUGAUAUUUUGUAUCAAAUACAGAAUAGAAUGGGAAAUCCAAAUAUACAAAUCAGUGAAGAAAUUUACAAUGAAGCAUUGAUUUCAAUUGAGGACAUGUGCUUGAUAAUGUCAAACAAACUAUUAAUUCAAUUAGGCCUGACCGCGCCCAAUCGUCCAAUGCAUGACGCUUUUAACCAAGAGUUGCAUCGAGAAAGACUGUAUGAUCUCAACGCUUUGAAAGAAUUAAUUCAAACAAAUCUUCCACUGUUAAAUGAACAACAGAAGUAUGUAUUUGAAACUCUUAUGAAUGUAACAAAUGAUGAAACUGGAGGGAUUUACUUCUUAGAUGCACCUGGUGGUACAGGAAAAACUUUUUUGAUUUCAUUAAUAUUAGCAACAAUUCGCUCACAAAAUAAAAUUGCACUUGCACUCGCUUCGUCGGGAAUCGCAGCAACUUUGCUUGAAGGUGGUCGAACAGCCCUAAAAUUGCCAUUAAAUAUGCAAAGCAAUGAAACUGCAACCUGCAACGUUUCGAAGAACUCUGCAAUGGCAAAGGUUUUUCAGCAAUGUAAAUUGAUUGUUUGGGAUGAAUGCACGAUGGCACAUAAAAAAUCUUUGGAGGCUUUGGACAGAACCUUAAAAGAUCUACGGAGCAAUAAUAACCGAUUUGGUGGUGCAAUGAUUUUAUUAGCAGGAGAUUUUCGUCAAACAUUGCCGGUGAUUCCACGAUCAACGCCAGCUGAUGAACUCAAUGCAUGUCUAAAGUCCUCCAGUUUGUGGAAACAUGUCAAAGUACUUCAUUUAAGCAAGAAUAUGCGUGUCGAGUUGCAAAAUGACCAAUCUGGAAACAUAUUCUCUAAACAACUCAUUGACAUUGGUAAUGGCAAAUUUCCUAUAGACAUGUUGACUGGCUGCAUUAACUUUCCUCAAAGUUUUUGUCAGUUAACUCGAUCAAAAGAUGAACUUAUUCAGAAGGUGUUUCCAGAUGUUUCUCAAAAUUACAGAAACCAUGACUGGUUGAGCGAACGAGCUAUACUGGCUGCAAAAAACAUAGAUGUAAAUGAAUUAAAUUUCAAAAUUCAAGAACAAAUUACAGGCGAAUUGAGGAUAUAUAAAUCAGUUGAUUCGGCUACUAAUCAAGAUAAUGUAGUCAACUAUCCACCGGAAUUUUUAAACUCGCUGGAUUUGCCAGGAUUGCCACCUCACAAUCUUCAAUUAAAGGUUGGAUCGGUGGUUAUAAUGUUGCGAAAUAUCAACCAACCGCGUCUUUGCAACGGCACACGGUUAGCGAUGAAAAAAUUACUAAACAAUGUGAUAGAAGCAACUAUACUCAAAGGAAAGUAUAAAGGAGAAGAUGUUCUCAUACCGCGCAUCCCAAUGAUUCCGACUGAUGUGCCAUUUGAGUUUAAACGACUACAGUUUCCGGUGCGUCUUGCUUUUGCUAUGACUAUAAACAAGUCCCAGGGGCAAUCAUUAAGUGUUUGUGGUAUUAAUCUAGAAAACCCAUGUUUCUCACAUGGUCAAUUGUAUGUUGCCUGUUCCCGUGUUGGAAAACCAUCAGAUUUGUUUAUCUAUGCGCCAGGUAAUCAAACAAAAAACAUCGUAUACCACAAAGCACUACAAUGA